Messenger RNA from Physella acuta, 4311 nucleotides. Its product is annotated as muscle M-line assembly protein unc-89. The record is from RefSeq and is a predicted model, not a curated record. NCBI's taxonomy places the organism in Eukaryota, Metazoa, Mollusca, Gastropoda, Physidae.
ACGGAACUGGCUCUUUAAAAAAAAAACCUAGCUAUGGAUGAAGUAACUCCUGUUUUGGCUAAAUUUAAGUAUGAAGUAGCCUUACUUAAUAAAUUAUUACAAGAUUCCAAAGAUGACAACAGUUGUUUCAAUACUUUUCAACAACUAGAGGCCAAGAUGAGAAUGUCAGGUUUAUCUACUCUUCUUCUACUUAAGUCUAUGACCUUGCAUUGUUCCUCCUUAAUUGCUUUAAAGAAUUUGAUGAAGCUGUUUUUAAGGCGGACUUCACAGUUGAUGUGCGAAAUGGACCUGAUACAAAAUAGUAGCCUUGCAAGUGAAACAUUGAAGAUUAUGAAAGGAUUUUGGUUUCUUUGUUCAAGCCAACACACUGCAUUAUCCGAACAUGUAUGUUACAAGUUCAGCCCAGAUUUUUAUGAAAUACUACCUUCUCUGGCAUCCCUCUACAUAGACUUGUUCAUUUGUACUUACAAAUCUAAAGAGAAAACAAAGAAACAUGUCAGGAGGCUGUAUAGUUUUCUGGCCUUUGAAUUGAAUGAAAGAUGUUUAAAGACAGCACUUCUCGAAGCUUCAGAGUGCACAGCAGCUGGCGGAAAGCUAAUAUUGCCAAUUUUGAGAAAAUUAUUAUCUGAGACUACGGGGAUCUCUAAAAAUAACAUGGAUUACCUUCUUCAUUUUAUACUGCUAAAGCAUUGGCUGUUUGUAUGUGAUGACAUAAAAGACAUUGCUCAGGACUGCUUAAGAAUCAAAGCUCCGAAGAGUUUUCUAGAAUGGUUGUGCCAACGGUGGCUUCAAGCUAAACACCAUGUACCACAGGACAAGAGCUUAAAAGGUCGUCGUGUCAGUGAGUUGAUGCUGGAACUUGACUCACAAGCUGUUGAGGAAUUGAUUGAUGUGUUUGCUCAAUGUUUGUCAUCACCUGAGACUAAAGUGAUUGAAAACAUGGAAGCUGAAAGCAUGACAGCACCAGAAAAUCUGUUUGUCAUAGAUAAAAAAGGCGAUUCCUCUCAACAGAUUCAAUCUGAUAAAAAGCAUUUGACCUCAAAGAGAAAGAGGGAAAGCUCAGAAAGUGAUGCAAAUAACGUGUUGACAGUAGAGGAGAUAAAUGGUGAUGAUUCAGAUUUCUGUAUAAUUUCUCUAGUUGAUGAUGAUGAUAAAAUCCCCAAAAGCAAGAGACCAAAGCUAGGGGAGGGAACUACAGAUCAAGGGGAGGGAACGGAUGUUGAGUAUGUUGAGCCAGAAGAUGUUUCACUGACUCAUAAGGCAUCGGCAGUUUCUGAAAAGAAAAAUGCAGGAAAAGACAAAGUCAUAGAUGUAUAUGACAUUGAUAACGACUCCGAUGAGAGUGUUAAUCUUCCUGACAUAAAACCCAGAAAAACUCCACAGAAAAAAAACAAAAAAACCCCACAAAAGACUGACAGUUCUCCAGGAUUUUUUGUUGAUAGAACCCCCCACAGAUCAGCAGAAAAGAAGACAAACUCAGAUCCUGCUCUGCAUUAUUUUAGCAAAAGUUUAAAUAAAAGCAAGAAUCAACUAGAGAGUGAAGAAGAAAUGGAAAUACAGGUGAUAGAUGUAAGCAAAAAUAUCACAAGAACACCUGAUCUGGGUUCCAAAGCUACAAAAUCACCUUUAGAAAAGAAUAGCUCGGAUGUUAAAAAUUUUGAUAUAGAAUCUGAUGAAGAGGAAUGUUCUGUUUACGAUACAGCAAAUGAGGACACUCCAGGAGGAUUUAUUAUCGACAGGACGGCUAGGAGAUUUAUUAAUUCACCAUCAGUGUCGGAUAGAAGUGCUGCUGAGAGUCCUGUGAUUGAUUACGUUGGCAGUGGCAAAAACCUGGAACAUGAAGAAGAUAUGGAGAUCCAAUUGGUUGAGGUAAAAGGAGGUUUGAUAAGUAGCACAGAGCUUUCACCAAAGAAACUGAAACUAUCCCCUAAGAAGGAGAACUCUCCUGUUAAACAAUCACCCAGGGUAGAGAACUCAACCAUCAAGCAGUCUUUCAAGAAAGAUAACUCUCCUGUUAAAGCAUCUCCCAAUAAACAAGCACUGAAGGUAGAUAACUCUCCCAGUAAACAAUCUUUUAAGAUAGAUAACUCUCCUGUUAAACGAUCACCCAUGAUGGUUGGUUCUCCUGUUAAUCAGUCCCCCAAGAAACAAAAUUCACCUCUAAAACGUUCACCAUCACCUAAAAAAGUUGUCACUACUAAAAAAAUAACCAUUGGAGACUCUUCAGAAUCCUCUUCUGAAAUUGAUGAAACAAUUAUUUCUUUGACAAAGGACAUUUCAAACUCCUUGAAACGGUUUAAAGCAAACACAAGUAGUGAAUGCAGCGAAGAUAUACAUGUUGAGUCAUCAACUCCAUCUAAACAAGAUUCCGAUGAAGAGUGUAGUUCUCCUAGAAAAUUAACUAUUGUAGUUGCCAGUGACUCCGAUGAUGGUGAAACAGAGGCUUCACAAGCCAAACGUGAUAAAUUAUCAGGUAAUAAAAAUGUUGAUCACAGCCAAGAUAACAUAGCUGUAUCUGAUGAUGAAUCUGGACAAGAUUCUUGUGUGGAGGUAAAUUCUCCAAAAAAGAUUACCCAAAAAAUUACCAGCGUCUCAAAUGAUAAUAUUGUUUCUCCCACUAAAGGGGGUGGUGUUUCAUGUAAAAAGGUUGAUCGCCCAGAAAGUGGGAGUGAUAAUCCUCCAGAUAAAACCCCGAAACCUGUAACAGAAGAUUAUAUCAGUAAAAUGAUAACCGAGAUCAGAUUGAAUGUUUCUUCAGCACAGAGAGAAGAAACGAAUACCCAAUCAAAUAUUAGAACUAGACUUCGGACAAAAUCCGAGUCUAAAGCUGAAACACCCGCCAGCAGUGAUCUAACUGUGAUUAAACCGAAGGCACAGGAGAAAAAAGCAGAAGUUUCAUUGAGAGACUGGCUGCUCAAGCCUCCUAGCACUCCUGAUCUAACAUCUAACAGACAGAUUGAAGUGAAGUCCGAACCAAGGCAGAAACGCCACACACCAUCAACGGAUAGUAAGAUGGAUGUACAAAAGCAGAGUACUGGACAAGAUAUUAGUCCAGAGAAAACCCAGACAAAAAAAGCAACUCCAAAAAGAACGGCAAGAAAAACACCUGACCAGGAAUCUUCCUCCAGAAAAAGGAAGUCACUUACCCAGUCAGUACUAACUAGAAAUACAGCAACUCCUAACGUAUCUCCUAAUGCUGAGAAAACUCCAAAAAUGAAAUCUACACCCAAAGGAUCAUCUAGAAAAGGAUCUGAAGAUACAAGCAGUUGUAGUAUCCAGGAUUCACUGCACAGGAAAGAUAAAUCUCCUGUACAAGCUAUUGACACUAGCACAGUUACUUCCCCUAAACCUUCUAUGAUAGAGAGUUCUCCAAAAAUAAAUAAAACUCCUAAACGAUCUGCUAGAAAUAAUUCUGGAUUAAGCUCUGCAGAUGAAACCCAUCCAGGUCAAGUAGUAAUGAAAGCUAAAUCACCAAUAAAGACUCCAGUUCAAGUAGAAUUGAAAGCUAAAUCAUCAGUAGUAAAGACUCCAGUUCAAGUAGAAAUGAAAGCUAAAUCAUCAGUAGUAAAGACUCCAGUUCAAGUAGAAAUGAAAGCUAAAUCACCAGUAAAGACUCCAGUUCAAGUAGAAAUGAAAGCUAAAUCACCAGUAAAGACUCCAGUUCAAGUAGAAAUGAAAGCUAAAUCACCAGUAAAGACUCCAGUUCAAGUAGAAUUGAAAGCUAAAUCACCAAUAAAGAUCCCUGAUGAAUCACCCUCCAACCACAAAGUCAAACCCACAAGGACUGAAGAUGUGUUUGGUGAGCCCCUCAAAACAUAUUCUCUGAAAGACAGAGCAGCAGGGAAAAAGAACACACCCAGGCAGGUCACUGACCUCAAUCUGUCAGCACCAGGCCCUUCUUUGAAAGACUCGCCUGACAUGGACUCUGAUUCUAGCACCAGUACGACAGCAUCAAACCAGUCAGCCUUAAGAAAAACUUAUUUUCUCAGGGGUUCUCAAAAAGGAUCUCCACAAAAGCAUCCGUGUUCAACAUGUCAACCUGAGCAGGCCUGCAGUAAUACGGAUCAUUGUACACCUAAAGGAAAGGGACAAACUUUAACACCAUCACAGAACAGGAAAAGCACACCAAGCACUAGGACUUCAAAAUCUGGCAAAAAACUUUUUACACAGGAGCGUAGCACUCCAGCAUCAGAACGAAGGAAAUCUCUAAGACUGGCAUCCAAUCCCAGCUAAUCAACAGAUACAAGUGCAAUGAGUUCUUCAGUUUCAUGUACCAAUUUUACUAUUAAAAUAAAAGCCACUUGUAACAGA